UUAUCUUUCUUGUAUGUAGUUACAUGUCGAAUAUCUUCCUUCUUUGAUUCAUUACACUCAAUUCAGGUAUGGUUUGCACCAAUUCAAGAGACUGUACAUUAGGCAUUCAAUAUAUAAGACUAGAGUGAGACUGAUUAGGCAUUUAAAUGUGUUGCAGGAUGUUGUUUGAAUUGCUUGUCCUAACAGGUGCACAAGUUGGGAUGGAUUGGACUUCUAUCUUGAGAAAAUGCCACGAUUUUAGGGUUGCUUUCGCCGGGUUUGAUGCAGAAAUCGUCGCCAACUUCACAGAAAGACAAAUAGCAUCAAUGGCCACAGAUUGUAACAUGAAUUUAAACAAGUUUCGAAGUGUCGUCAACAAUGCUAACAGAAUCCUCCUGGAUAAAUUUGACUUGGAUUUGAGUGUUCCGCACUUCUCCCAUGCCGUCGACGACAUGAUCAAGGAGCGGUUCAAGGAUUACCGGGGUAAGUUGUUUCAGGCACUCGUUGCACGCUUACCCACCGAUGCCCUACCACUUCCACUUUCAUCUUUGACAUACACUAAAACUGGCGCAAAUCCAAAACUCAAGUUGGCUGCACAACAGAGGCUUGAACGUUAUGGGGAGGGUAACAACAACAGUGCUGAACUCCAAGCAGUGUACGAUGGCCUGGCCCUCUGCGGGAAUCUUGGGUUAUCUAAGGUGGUGGUCGAAUUGGACUCUAAGUUAGUGGUGGACGCCUUAAAAGGGCAGUCCCAUAAGGCGUGGAAAUAG
Magnolia sinica is the source of this 749-nucleotide messenger RNA. RefSeq lists its product as uncharacterized. Lineage: Eukaryota; Viridiplantae; Streptophyta; Magnoliopsida; Magnoliales; Magnoliaceae. The coding region runs from base 147 to 749 and encodes 200 amino acids. The record is from RefSeq and is a predicted model, not a curated record. The transcript is spliced from 5 exons. Gene Ontology annotation, molecular function: RNA-DNA hybrid ribonuclease activity; DNA-3-methyladenine glycosylase activity; nucleic acid binding. Gene Ontology annotation, biological process: base-excision repair.